GAGAGGAUGUCCAACUCAACUAUAUCAGCAAUGAUGAUGAUGAUGGCGGGUGAUAUGUCUUCACUGAAUGCAUUGCCAUCAUUCAAUACAGGUCAUGUUGAUGAUAUUGGACUAGAUGAUGAUACAUUCAACUCAUCGACAUUCGAGAUAUAUAUACCCAGUCUAUACGAUUCACAACUCUGGUCCUCUUACGAAUACCUUAACGACAACACUGCUAGAUUCAUUGAUUGUGUGUCUCGCGAUUACUUGGUCCAAGGAGAGCUAUUGAAGUUCUUCAUCAUUGUUAGACCGACACCAGCUGCAAAGGCAAGAUCAUUGAGCAUGAGCAAUCAAAGAGCACCAGUCAAUCAAUCACUCAAAACGAUCGCAGAGUCAACUGACUCAUCAUCAGCAGCAUCAAGUUCAUCAUCUGGCCAAUCAACAUCAACGACCAGCACCAACACUGGUACAACUCCACCCAUAACAAUCAUACCACCAUUACCAUCAUCAUCUCAGAACCUAUCAUUCGAAAUAGCGAUGCGCUACUCAUCCGAUCUCUCAAAGUCAUCAUCUGGCGACUUCCAGAAUGCGGUCAACAUUACAGAGUAUAUACCAAAGCAUUCAUAUGUAACGACUGAUAUGAGGAAUGAUCAUAUCUCAUCAUCAAAGUCAUCGACAUCAUAUCUUCGACACGACACAAACAAUCAGAAUCAAAGCAAUCAACGAUUCAUUGGUGGUACAAUCGAAGUGUCCACUCCAUUCGAGACAUACAUACCCAACAGGGACUCACUCAAUCAGAAACCCAACUACUUCAGACUGUCCAACGGUGACAUUGUCUUUCCAAUUGAGAUACCAAUAUAUGUCAAAGAACUUUAUGAAGACAAGAUAAUCAACUUGGUGAUAAGGGUCACUCGAUCAAAGAAUCAUCGAAACAUGUCCAAUGAGAACAAGUUGGAUCGUUUGUUGCAGAAUGAUAUCACAUCAUUCCCAAAGCUCAAGAAUCACAGGAUAUUCUUCAGACCAUUCAUGUUGAUUCAACCUCUAAAGUUGCACAUCCAGCCCAAUGUAAUCACAUUGGGCACAAAGAGUUUGGUGACUGUUGUGGCGGAGAACGUUCAUCCCUCGCUAACAUUGAACAUCAGAGACGUCAACAUCUAUCUGCUUCACGUGUUGUCGAUGGAGGUCUACCAGGGCGAGGGUGAGAUGUCACAUCGCCAGCUCGGACAGAUCACCAAGACCACGGACCACUUUACCAUUCGUCAGCUCACCGAAAUGCCGCCAACACUGGCGCUGUCACCUCAAUCUCAAUACUCGUUCGUCCUGUCGUUGGAGCCACUGUCCUUGCAGAAACAACUGCCACCACUCGAUGGCUUCUACACCAAGGUCAAGGUGGAGUGGGACUUGCCAGUGUCCUGCGGCCAGAUACUGUCAAUGUAUGAUCUCAAGGUUCCUCCACCAGCCACUUCUCAACUGAUGGUGGCCAUCGAAUGUCCCUCACCCGUGGUCGUAGGUGAGAAGUUUAGCAUCACCAUCAAGAUAUCGAAUCUCUCGCCAAAGUCUAAACAGAUCAACAUCAAUUUGCCGCCACCAAUGCUGUCACCACCAAGUACCACGGCAAACACCCAGGCAUUGAAGUUGUCCACCUCACUCAAUGCCCAGAUUGCCAACAAGAAGGCAUCAUUACGACACUCCACCGACAAGACAACAGCACCAGAGGUGUUAAACAAAACCAACCCGACCAACAUCAGUAGCAAUAAGCUUCCACAAUCUACCAACACCGCCAACACCAACGCCAACACCAUCAACAGCUCCAAGUAUAUUCCAGCAGACUCACACAUUCAUUUCAACGAGAUGAGCUCCAAGUCACUGGCAUCCUUUGAUGAGACACAGAGAAACUCCUCCAACCUAUUAUGCCUUGAGAAGUCAAUCUAUGUUGGUGACAUCGAUGUCAAGAGCUCAGUCAGUAUAUCAGUGGACUAUAUUGCAUUGAGAACUGGUAUCUUUGAGAUACAGAACAUCACAUUGUACGAUAGGAUCGAAAAGAAGAACUUUGUCAUCAAGCAAUCACUCCAAAUAUAUUGUAUCGACCCGGUGCCAUCCAUCACAACUCCUCCUCCCCAUCAUCACAACAACAACAACAACAACAAGAUUGAGGAAACUGUAAAUGAACAAUAA
Molecule: messenger RNA, 2154 nt
Organism: Acytostelium subglobosum LB1
Lineage: Eukaryota; Evosea; Eumycetozoa; Acytosteliales; Acytosteliaceae
Exons: 6
Source: RefSeq, a predicted model, not a curated record